AUGAAUGAAGAGCCUGUUCAGCUUACCGAUGCUCAUAGACAUGAGCUUUCAUGGGAGGCUGCCACCGAACGUUUUCUCAAGGCUGCUGAACUGGACAAGCCACUUGUGAAACAAUUGUCGAGAAGUACAUCGAAUAACUACCUGUCUACAUCAUUAAAUGUGCAGCAGAGAGUGGAGGAUGUAUCUACAUAUAUACAUCAUAUUGCUUCUGGGUUUGAAGCAUCUAGAAGACUAUUUGGUGCAAUUCCAGGUAGCCUGCAACCAGAUGAACAGCUAUGCAAGGACCUUGGGUUAGCUACUUCUGGGAAUCAAGGGUCAAGAAAAUGA
Messenger RNA from Neltuma alba, 327 nucleotides. Its product is annotated as digalactosyldiacylglycerol synthase 2, chloroplastic-like. Lineage: Eukaryota; Viridiplantae; Streptophyta; Magnoliopsida; Fabales; Fabaceae. Bases 1 to 327 code for a protein of 108 amino acids. The record is from RefSeq and is a predicted model, not a curated record. Gene Ontology annotation, molecular function: digalactosyldiacylglycerol synthase activity. Gene Ontology annotation, biological process: galactolipid biosynthetic process. The transcript has a single exon. Gene Ontology annotation, cellular component: chloroplast outer membrane.